UCGCAUGAAGCAAUAUAAAAGAAAGAUGAAGUGCCGCCGUCUCUCUCAGACAACUUAAUUCUCUUUCUCGUCAAAACCCCUCCAUUCUCAGCCUCCUUCUUCCUCUUCUCUGCUUCGACAUUCAAAUUUCAAUUUGAUCAAACAGUUUACUGAACGAUUGCAGCUUUUGUUGAAAUGGCUGGGAAAACGAAUAAGGGUAGGAACAGGAAAUCAUCUCAAAAUGCUCCUGUUCCUGCUGCUGUUGCGGCUGUUGCUGAUGAUGAUACUUCUCAACAGAUGAUAUUAUCUGAUGCUCCUAUAAAACCUGAGUUGAGUUUGUCAGAUGUAACAAAUGGUGAUGUUAAUGGUAAUGUUGUUAAUUCUGAAUCAAAUGAUAUCAAAGAAGAUAUAAUAAAGGUGUCAGAAGAUAAUGCUGAUUUAGAGAAUCAGGAGACCAAACAAGUUCUUGAAGGUGAGGUUCAACUUUAUCCAGUUACGGUGAAGACACAGGGCGGGGAGAAACUUGAUUUACAACUGAAUCCGGGAGAUUCAGUCAUUGACAUACGUCAAUUCCUCCUUGAAGCCCAUGAGACCUGCCAUUUCACUUGUUAUGAUCUGUUUGUGCACAAAAAGGAUGGCUCGAUUCAUCAGCUUGAAGAUCAUAAUGAGAUAUCUGAAGUGGCUGACAUUACUACUGCUGACUGCUCUUUCGAGAUGGUUGCUGCGUUGUAUGAUGACAGAUCCAUCAGAUCCCAUGUUGAUCGCUCAAGAGAUUUGCUUUCUCUAUCUUCACUACAUUCCUCAUUGUCAACUUCCCUUGCAUUACAACAUGAGAUUAAGCAAAAAACACCUUCAAAUUCAGAUCCUGCAAAAAUUGAGGUCCCUGAACUCGAUAACUUGGGUUUCAUGGAGGAUGUUACUAGUUCAAUCACAAGCUUGUUAUCAUCACCCUCUAAUGAAAUUAAAUCUGUGGAGAAUAUAGUUUUCUCAUCAUUAAAUCCCCCUCCAUCGUAUAGAAGGCUCGUUGGAGAUUUGAUAUAUUUGGAUGUUGUAACCUUGGAAGGAAACACUUAUUGCAUUACUGGAACUACGAAAAUGUUCUAUGUCAACUCAAGUACAGGGAAUACACUUGACCCAAAGCCAUCUAAAGCUUCUUCUGAAUCUGCUACUCUUAUUGGACUCUUACAGAAGAUUAGUUCUAAAUUCAAGAGAGCCUACCGGGAGAUUCUCGAAAGGAAAGCCAUGGCACAUCCCUUUGAGAAUGUUCAAUCCAUAUUACCGCCAAAUUCAUGGUUAGGGCUGUAUCCUCUUCAAGAUCACAAACGUGAUUCAGCUAGAGCUGAGAGUGCAGUAAAUCUUACAUUCGGAAAUGAGCUAGUUGGCAUGCAAAGAGAUUGGAAUGAAGAAGUGCAAUCCUGUAGGGAGUUUCCCCACUCGACUCCUCAAGAAAGGAUUUUGCGGGAUAGAGCUCUUUACAAAGUUACUUCAGAUUUUGUUGAUGCAGCAAUUAAUGGUGCAAUUGGAGUCAUAAGUAAAUGCAUACAACCUAUUAACCCAACCGAUCCAGAGUGCUUACAAAUGUAUGUUCACAACAAUAUAUUUUUCAGCUUCGCCGUAGAUGCUGACCUAGAAAAGUUGUCAAGAAAACGGGGUGAGGCAUCUAGUGAAUCUGCUACAGUGUCCAUUGCAGACAAGCCUGAUGCAUCAGAUGCUUCUGAUGGUGCUGCUGAAUCUGCUACAGUGUCCAUUGCAGACAAGCCUGAUGCAUCAGAUGCUUCUGAUGGUGCUGUUGAAAGACAGCUGAAUGAAAAUGAGCGAGCCACUUAUGCAUCUGCAAAUAAUGAUCUAAAAGGAACCAAGGCAUACCAAGAAGCUGAUGUUCCUGGACUCUAUAAUCUUGCCAUGGCAAUUAUUGAUUAUAGAGGUCAUCGUGUAGUAGCUCAGAGUGUUUUACCAGGCAUUCUUCAAGGUGAUAAAUCAGAUUCCCUUCUGUAUGGUUCUGUUGAUAAUGGGAAAAAGAUAUUUUGGAAUGAAGACUUCCAUUUGAAGGUAGUGGAGUCUGCUAAACGCCUGCAUAUGAAGGAACAUUCAGUUUGUGAUGGAUCCGGAAAUGUUUUUAAACUAGCUGCUCCAGUUGAAUGCAAGGGUAUUGUUGGUAGUGAUGAAAGGCAAUAUCUCUUGGACAUGGUGAGAGUAACACCUCGUGAUGCAAACUACACUGAACCAGGAUCAAGAUUUUGUAUUUUGAGGCCAGAACUUAUUAAUGCUUUUCUCCAGGCUCGUGCAGCAGAAAGAUCAAAAAGUUGUCAAAAACAAGUAAUGGAGCCUUUGGAGAUUUCUGGUUCGACGGAAGUGAAAGUAGAAGCAAAUAAUGCAACUUCAAUUUCUGAAGCCAACGACGCGGCUUUGCAAGAGUGUGAUUCGGCAAAAGAAGGAAAUCAAGAAAUAUCUGAGGACCUAUAUUUUAAUCCUAAUGUGUUUACUGACUUUAAGUUAUCUGGAAAUGAAGAGGAAAUUGCAGUGGAUGAAGAAAAUGUCAGAAAAGCAAGUUCAUAUCUUAGAGACGUAGUGCUUCCUAAAUUUAUUCAAGAUCUUUGUACACUUAAUGUUUCACCCAUGGAUGGACAAACAUUAACUGAAGCACUCCAUGCCCAUGGAAUUAACAAUCGAUAUAUUGGAAAGGUAGCUGAAGGAAUCAAGCACUUACCACACUUUCUGGAUCUUUGCUUAAACGAGAUUGUGGUCAGAUCUGCCAAGCACAUCAUGAAGUAUCUCUUGAGGGAGACGGAGGACCAUGAUCUUGCAGCUGCAGUUUCACAUUUCUUAAACUGUUUCUUUGGAAAUUGUCAAGUUGCAUCCUUGAAAGGUGCUUCGAAUGCAUCAUACUCCCGAUCCCAGAAACAGGAGCAUACAAGUGAUCAAACUUCUGGAAGAUCAUUAAGAAGUACCAGAUCUACAAGAAAGAAACAAUCUUCUUUUUUGAGUAUGACCUCUGCUAGUUUGUGGAUGGACAUUGUAGAACUUGCAAAACUGAAGUAUCAGUUUGAGUUACCCGAGGAGGAUGCUAGAUCUCGAGCAAAAAAGAUUUUUGUCGUACGCAACUUCUGCAAGAAGAUAGGAUUGACGAUAGCAGCUCGCAAAUAUGAUCUAGAUACUGUGACACCAUUCCAACCGUCGGAUAUUUUGAAUCUACAACCAGUGGUCAAGCAUUCUAUUCCAAUAUGUUCAGAAGCAAAGGAAUUGAUAGAAACAGGCAAAUUGCAAUUAUCUGAGGGAAUGCUUGGUGAAGCCUACACAAUAUUUUCCAAAGCAUUUACAAUACUUCAGCAGGUGACUGGGCCAAUGCAUCGCGAAGUUGCUAACUGCUGUCGUUACCUUGCGAUGGUUCUGUAUCAUGCUGGGGAUAUGGCUGGAGCAAUAAUGCAACAGCACAAAGAACUCAUUAUAAAUGAACGUUGCCUAGGUCUCGAUCACCCAGAUACUUAUCAUAGUUAUGGGAACAUGGCUCUUUUCUACCAUGGGCUUAAUCAGAAUGAACUUGCACUUCGACACAUGUCCCGUGCCAUGGCCCUUGUCAGCUUGUCGUCAGGUCCAGAUCAUCCUGACGUGGCUGCAACUUUUAUUAAUGUUGCAAUGAUGUAUCAAGAUAUUGGGAAUAUGAACACAGCUCUUCGAUAUUUGCAAGAAGCCAUGAUUAAAAAUGAGAGGCUUCUAGGGGAUCAACAUAUUCAAACAGCUGGUUGUUAUCAUGCUCUUGCUAUUACAUUCAACUGCAUGGGUGCUUUCAAGAUUUCUCAACAGCAUGAGAAGAAGACAUAUGACAUAUUAGUCAAAAUACUCGGAGAAAAUGACUCUAGGACACUUGAUUCUCUGAACUGGUUGAAUACAUUCAAAAUGCACCAGUUACAGAUGAAUACUCAGAAGCAAAGAAACCAAGCUUUAAAUGCUGCUUCUGCUCAAAAAGCAAUUGACAUGUUGAAGGCACACCCGAACCUAAUGCAAGUUUUUCAAGCUGCUGCUAUUGCUGGAGGCAACUCCAAUGUCCAAAACAAUCCGGUUACUGUUGUUCCCCUUUCACGAGGAAGGGGUAUUGAUGAGAGGGCAACCCGAGCUGCAGCUGAAGUACGAAAGAAGGCUGCAAAUAGAGGUAUCUUAAACAAAGGAGUUCCUGUUCUUAAAGUGGCUAAUGUUAAUGGGAUGGGUCUUGUCCUUAAACCUAAAGGCCUCGGGAAUUCAUUAGAAAACCAAUCGAAAAAAGAACACCCGGUUGGACUGGGUACAGGAUUGACAUCUUUGGAUGCGAAGAAGAAUAAAGGAAAGGUAUGAGUUAAAUUUGAAGCCAAUUUUGGUUAGUUUUCUAUGAUUUUGUUUUAGUUUUUUAUGACAAUUUUGUGGAUUUGCAUUUUGGAUAUUCUAAGUCAAGAAAGAAAGUUUCAAAUUGAUGAAAUAGUUGAUCUCAUACUUAAUAUGAAGAUUUGAACU
This is a messenger RNA of Impatiens glandulifera, 4461 nucleotides long. RefSeq names its product clustered mitochondria protein-like. Gene Ontology annotation, molecular function: protein binding. Gene Ontology annotation, biological process: organelle organization. NCBI's taxonomy places the organism in Eukaryota, Viridiplantae, Streptophyta, Magnoliopsida, Ericales, Balsaminaceae. The record is from RefSeq and is a predicted model, not a curated record. The transcript is spliced from 28 exons. Gene Ontology annotation, cellular component: cytoplasm. Bases 175 to 4305 code for a protein of 1376 amino acids.